CUGGCUGGUCAGGAUGAAAACAUCAACAAACUGACCAAGGAGAAGAAGUCCCUCCAAGAGGCCCAUCAGCAAACGCUGGACGAUGUCCAAGUAGAGGAAGACAAAGUCAACUCCCUGACCAAAGCCAAGAGCAAGCUGGAGCAGCAAGUGGAUGAUCUCGAGGGCUCAUUGGAGCAAGAGAAGAAGAUCCGCAUGGACCUGGAGAGGGGUAAGAGGAAGCUGGAGGGGGAUCUGAAGCUAGCGCAGGAAUCCCUGAUGGAUCUGGAGAAUUACAAGCAGCAGUCUGAGGAGAAAAUGAAGAAGAAGGAAUUUGAAAACAGCCAGUUACAGGGCAAGAUUUCGGAUGAGCAAGCCAUAAAUAACCAGCUGCAAAAGAAGAUGAAGGAGCUCCAAGUAAAGCGGAUUGGUAUUAAAGAAGAGCUGGAGGAGGAAGUCGAGGCCGAGCGAGCAGUCCGAGCCAAGAUCGAGAAGCAGAGGUGCGACCUGACCAGGGAAAUGGAGGAAAUCAGCGAGAGGCUGGAGGAGGCCGGCGGAGCCACGUCCGCCCAGAUCGAGACGAACAAGAAGCACGAGGCCGAGUUCCUGAAGCUGCGGCGGGACCUGGAGGAGGCCACGCUGCACCACGAGGCCACGGCCGCCGCCCUGCGCAAGAAGCAGGCCGACGGCAUGGCGGAGCUGGGCGAGCAGGUCGACAACCUCCAGAGGGCCAGGCAGAAGCUGGAGAAGGAGAAGAGCGAGCUCAAGAUGGAGAGGGACGAUCUGGCCGGCAACAUGGAGACCGUGGCAAAGGCCAAGUUCAACCUGGAGAAGAUGACUCGCACGCUGGAAGACCAGGUCAUGGAGCUGAGGACCAAAAACGACGAGAACGCCCGGCAGAUCUCAGACCUGUCCAGUCAGAGAGCUCGUUUUCAGACUGAGAACGGUGAGCUCUCCAGGCAACUGGAGGAAAGAGAGAGCCUCGUUUCUCAGCUGACGAGGGGAAAGCAAGGAUUCACGACGCGGAUCGAGGAGCUAAAGCGGCUGAUCGAGGAGGAAUCGAAGGCAAGCGAAGCUCCCAAACACAGAUCUUCUCAGCUGGGCCAGGAGGCUUUGUUAGCGAAGAAUGCUUUGGCUCACAGUCUGCAGUCGGCUCGCCACGACUGCCAUCUCCUCCGCGAGCAGUUCGAGGAGGAGCAGGAGGCCAAAGCGGAGCUGCGGCGCUGUUUGUCGAAGGCCAACACCGAGGUGUCUCUGUGGAGGAACAAAUACGGGACCGACGCCAUUCAGCGCACCGAGGAGCUGGAGGAGGCAAAGAAAAAACUCGCUCAGCGUCUCCAAGAGGCCGAGGAGCAGAUCGAAGCGGUGAACUCCAAGUGCGCCUCGCUGGAGAAAAGCAAGCAGCGGCUGCAGAACGAAAUGGACGACCUGAUGGUGGAUGUGGAACGAUCCAACAACUCAGCCGCCACGCUGGACAAGAAGCAGAGGAGCUACGACAAGGUUCUGGCCGAGUGGAAACAGAAGCACGAGGAGUCUCAGGCGGAGCUGGAAAGCACCCAGAAAGAGUCCCGAUAUCUGACCGCGGAGCUGUUCAAGCUGAAGAACUCUUACGAGGAAGCCCUAGACCACCUGGAGACCAUGAAGAGGGAGAACAAAAACCUGCAGCAGGAGAUCUCAGACCUGACGGAACAAUUGGGAGAGACUGGAAAGACGAUUCACGAGCUGGAGAAAUUCAAGAAGCAGGUGGAGACGGAGAAAAGCGACAUGCAGGCGGCCCUGGAGGAAGCUGAGGCUUCUCUGGAGCAAGAGGAGUCCAAGAUCCUGCGCACGCAGAUGGACCUGAGCCAGAUCAAAGCCGAGGUGGACCGCAAAGUGGCGGAGAAAGACGAGGAGAUGGACCAUCUGAGGAGGAACGGCCAGAGGGCGAUGGAGUCCAUGCAGGCGGCGCUGGACGCCGAGGUCCGGAGCCGCAACGAGGCCCUGAGGGUGAAGAAGAAGAUGGAGGGGGACCUGAACGAAAUGGAGAUCCAGAUGAGUCACGCCAACAGGCAGGCGGCCGAGGCCCAGAAACAGCUGAGGGGCGUUCAGGGGCAGCUCAAGGUACGGCCGCUUUUCACUGAGGGGGAGGAAAACUGA
Messenger RNA from Menidia menidia (Atlantic silverside), 2112 nucleotides. The record is from the annotation of a GenBank genome assembly. NCBI's taxonomy places the organism in Eukaryota, Metazoa, Chordata, Actinopteri, Atheriniformes, Atherinopsidae.